CGUUCUGUUGCUUCCGGCCAAGACACAAAAUCACAAGCAGCAACCAUAAGCUUCUGUACUGAACAAAUACAAGUUUUAUCAAUGGCUACUAAUCACCUACCUUCAUAUUGUUAUUGAUAUUUUAAAAAGCAGAUCAUCAGUGCUGCUUGAAAAAGAUAAAAACACUGUGACAGUAAAAUGCUUGAAUAAUUUUCAUCUUUAAAAAAAAUCUCUCUGGUUUUACCCUCUGACAGUUUCUCCUCUUCUCAAAUCUAUUUUUUAAUCUGUUUUUUCUGCCUUUGUGUAACUUGAACUUCCUCUUUAGAUACAACAUGACAGCAUUUAGCUUCUGGUGCUCAAAGCAGUAGAAAAGGAUCAGUCAGAAAAUGCCAGUUUUUGCUAUAUCAGAUCUUUAUGGCAAACAUACAGAUGGGUUGUUGAACAGUCAGGUAAUGACAUCAAACUGCAGCCACACAGCAGUGAUGAUUUCUAGACAUUACAGUGGUCUCUUGAAUGGUGUAGAAACAUACAAACUCAGUCAUCUGCACUCAUUUGUUUCAUUGUUAGAGUGGCUGUGCAGGUGAACAUCUGUUUUCAUUGGCUGAUACUUAACAAUAUGCAGGACGGGUAGGAGCUCAAGUAUUGGGUUACAGAAACGUGACACCAUCUCUGUCUGCAGUUUUUUACUGUUACCAACCCCCUGUAUUCAGCGGUCAGCAGGAGCAGUGCUGCAAACACCUGUUCAAGUUCACACGGGGAUGGAGGCGUGUGCAUCCUGGUGCAAACCCAAAUUUAAAGUGCAAUAAUGUCAAAAAUAAAAAAGCACAUCGGAGACACAACCAAUGGGGUGUCGAGGUCCCCUCUGCAUCAUGGGCCCAAAGUGUACGGAGUGGUGCAGAGCACCAGCGGAGACAGCCAGCAGGAGGUGAGGGCGCAAGUGUGGCCGGUCAGUCACCUUCAUGAUGAGAUGAAAUACAUCAGGGAGGUGAGAGAUUCUCUGGAGAAGGUGAGGGAGCGGAUGUACGGCCAGUUUGGAGGAAUGCAGCAAUCAAUUGAGAAGCUGUCACAAGAACUCAGGGUUUCCAAUUCCCAACAAAGGAAUCUGGAGUCAGAGGUUAAGACCCGGAGCGCAGCAAUGGACAGUUUCGAUCAGAUGAACAACUCCCUUAUUUCUGCAAAUAUUGACUUACAGAAAUCUCUCUUAGAGAACUGCCAGAACAGAGUGGAUAUGAGACAGGAGGUGAAAAAUCUACGAAGCAGCUUUGAAAAAACACAAGAAAAGCUAAAGAACAAAGAGCAGGAGCUGGCUGCAGCUCACGCUGAAAACCAGAUGUUGAAGCUUCAGGUGGAGGCCUCGCGAGAGGCAGGUGUUCAGUCAUUGCGGGAGCUUUCAGCAAAGCUGCAGAAGGAGUAUGAAGAAAAGCUGCACGAGGAGCAGCAGAAGCACAGGGAGGAGAUUGAAAACCUGCAGGCCAGAUUGGAUGAGUACAUCAAGCGACUGGAGGAUGUGGAGAGAAAUCUGAAGAUUGCAGAAGAUAAGAUUGCUGAGAAAGACCAGAGGAUCAUGGAAGUGGACCGGCUUCUCGAAUGCAUGGGGAAAGAAAAGAAUCAACUUCAGUAUAAGCUGCAGGAAUGUGAACAGCGUCUGCGUUUGAUUGAGCUAAAUGACACCACGGAUGCUGUUGCAGAAAAAAGGUCUAAGGAGCUGCGGGAUGAAGCUGAGGGUCUGCGUGAGCGGAUCAAACACUUGAAUGACAUGGUGUUCUGUCAGCAGAAGAAAAUCAAAAGCCUGAUUGAGGAGGUUCAAUCUUUGCGAGUUCAAGUCGCACAGAAGGACAUGUUCAUCUCAGAGCUUCUAGACAGAAUUGCAAUAGUGGAGUGUGAGAAUACUGAGUUAGAAGACAAGCUGAAGUAUUUUAUGUCCAUACAGAAUAAGCCACAAGUGGUUGUGGAAAAAAGAGACAUAGGAGUAGGCCACGAUCUGUCUCCCAGACAUGAAGCACAGAGGCAGGACGUUGAAUAUCAGUAUCAACCUGCCCCUCUUCCACCCAUGCAACUCCCAUCACCUCCUGCAUCUCCGGUUGAAGCUCCAUCACCAGCUCAGCUUUUACCACACACUCAACCUUCAUCACCCAUCAGCUCUCCAUCACCUGCUGAAAAUGCUUUCCCCGAGCAACCCUCCUCUCCAUCACCUCUCUCCUCUCCAUCACAUCCCUCCUCUCCAUCACAUCCCAUCAAACAUUCAUCCCCCUAUCCUACCAUGCACUUCCAGUCCCGGACAUUCAGGCCCUCUAACCCUCCGCCCAGCAGGCUGGAGUCCAGUUUACUGAGGUGUACUCCUGUUCAAUACAGACAAUUCCUGCAGUCCUACCAGUCUGCUCCAAGUGUUCCCAGACGUGACGGCGGAGCUUUCCAGACGGGAAGAGACGAGGUUGAUGCACCAUCAAGCAGAGAUGGGUCCACUUUGCCUCCGCCCUCUCCUCAAAGAGUAGGAGUUUACACGCCAUUCAUGAAACUCAUGGAGAUUACUGCAAAUUUGAACAUAGAAUAAUCUCAACGAAACCAACAUGCAACUCUCAUUUUUAGGGGAAGAAGCCACAAUAAAGGAAAAAAUGUUAAGAGUGAGUGCACCCCUAUGCAUGUCAGUUUACUCGGUUUAAUCUCUUUAGUCAGUUUGAACUUAAACCUGCAUUUGCCCAGCUCAGUUCAUGAAAGGUAACUAAGCAGUUUUUAAGUCUGUUAUUGAUUUUUUUUUCAUUUAACAGUAAUUUGCAAGACACUUUACUUUUUACAAAGUUUAAUGCAGUUUCAGCUUCCAAGCCUGACCUUCUUUGCUAACAUGUAAGACAGUCCCCUGUUGCAUUUUGCUGACCCGCCCUGUCCAGGAAAACGCCAAAACAGCUGAGCGAUAUGUGACUUUAAGCUAUGACAGGUUCAUCCUGACCAAGAAAAAUGUAAACUGCAUUAGUAACGUCGAGGGGGCAUUCAGUCAUCUGUUUCUGCUGAGUAAAUCAUUAUUUUUCUAAACUGUUUUACGGAAGUUUAAAUAUAUCUUUGGUUUAUUUUAUUUUUUUCUAUUCUGUUUAGAGAAAAACUGAAGGAUGUAAAUAAAAGAAAUCAAAUAUUUUUGAAGAAGUAUUUCUCCUUUGUUUGCACUGUGUCUAACCAUUGUACAGCGCUGAAUGAGAUUUAUUGUUGCAUAAGCUUUGAGCUAUUCACUUGACAUUAGCUAAAAUGUAGUUGUGUAUCUUUUUUUAUUAUUUUGUAUUUUUGCUUUACCCAACAAAUAAGUAUUUUGUUGUUGUUUUCAAACCUGACAAAUUAUUUUACAAAAGUAUUUAUUAACAUGGUUUUAAUAUGUAUUUUAAUCUGUAAAAUCUGACUCUUUAAUGGAAACCCAGGUUACUCUACAUUUUUAAAAACUGUAAUCUUCUGCAAUCGUUAUAAAAGUCCUUUGUGUUCAGAAAA
Messenger RNA from Oryzias latipes (Japanese medaka), 3447 nucleotides. The record is from RefSeq and is a predicted model, not a curated record. Lineage: Eukaryota; Metazoa; Chordata; Actinopteri; Beloniformes; Adrianichthyidae.